GAUAAAUCUAUUUUUAGAAGUUAGAAAUGAACACAUCUUUAAAACACCUAUCAUGACAAAUAAUAACAAUCCACCUGCACAUCACGAAUGAUGGCUAUGCGACUGAGACAAAGUGAUCCAGAUACAACCAAGAUUAGAAAGUGAAGACGGUGGAGCCCAGUUUGAAUACCAUUCUGCCGAUCAAGAAUGAAUCAGCACAUGACAUUGUCAGCAUCAGGGGUACAGCUGAAGGGUCACCCUGUGCAGAUCGUGUCAGUGGAAGAUGACCACACGUUCCAGUUGGAUGAGACGGCCCUUGAUGAGAUCCUCCUCCGGUCAGACAUCCAGGACCGGAAGGCUGUUGUCGUAUCCGUGGCCGGCGCCUUCAGGAAGGGGAAAUCCUUCCUUCUCGACUUCUUCCUACGAUUUUUAAAUGCUCAGGGUGCCGAAGACUGGCUAGGUGAUGAUGAUUCACCUUUGGAGGGCUUCUCCUGGCGUGGAGGGUCCGAGCGCGAAACCACUGGCAUCCUGCUCUGGAGUGAACCUUUCUGUAUCACUCUUCCAUCAGGGGAACAGGUGGCAGUUUUGUUGAUGGACACACAGGGGGCGUUUGACAGUGAGUCGACGGUGCGUGACUGUGCAACGGUGUUUGCUCUCAGUACCAUGAUCAGCUCCGUACAGGUUUACAAUCUGACCCAGAACAUCCAGGAAGACGACCUCCAGCAUUUACAGCUGUUCACAGAGUAUGGCAGACUGGCACUGGAGGCCAACGACAACGAAUCCAAGCCGUUCCAGGUUCUGGAGUUCCUUGUACGAGACUGGAGCUACCCGUACGAUGCUCCAUAUGGCACAGAUGGAGGCAUCAACAUGCUAGAAAAAAGACUCAAGAUCUCAGACCGGCAGCACCCAGAGUUACAGCAAAUCCGAAAGCACAUUCGCUCAUGCUUUUCCCGCAUCGGCUGUUUCUUGAUGCCCCACCCUGGCCUGCGCGUCGCCACAAACCCACACUUUGAUGGCAGACUGAGAGACAUUGAGAAGGACUUCAAGGAUCAGCUUUGCACACUGAUACCUCUGCUGCUGGGCGCCGACAACCUCGUCAUCAAGGAGAUCAAUGGCGGUCCUGUUACCUGCAGAGACCUUGUGGAAUAUUUCAAGGCAUACAUCAAGAUUUACCAGGGGGAGGAGCUGCCAGAACCAAAGUCCAUGCUUCAGGCAACAGCAGAAGCAAACAACCUUGCAGCGGUGUCAGCAGCACGGUCCCAGUAUACACAUGACAUGGAGGAGGUUUGUGGGGGAGACAAGGCAUACAUUCAUCCCAACGAGUUGGAACAGGAGCAACAGCGCUGUGUCCGCAAUGCCCUUGAAACGUUCCGCCACGCACGCAAGAUGGGUGGCCCAGAGUUCAGUGAGGCCUUCCAACAGAAGCUGAUAGAAGAGAUGACUGAACAGUUUGAGAACUUUCAACGCCACAACGAGAGCAAGAACAUAUUCAGUGCUGCGCGAACUCCUGCGGUGUUGUUCACUGUGAUGAUAGCGUGCUACAUGAUGGGGGGAAUUUUCAGUGUUGUUGGACUAGAGUCUAUAGCGAGUAUGUUCAACUUUACCAUGUUACUGUUCCUGGUGUUCAUGGUUUCAUGGUUCUACAUACAAUACUCCGGGGAAUACCGCACUCUAGCCAUACAGAUAGACCACAUAGCCACAGUCAUCUGGGAACAUGCAUUGGCACCAGUGUACGCCCAGUUAAUGCAGCAGGGAGCCCAGCUGGCUGUCCGGCAAGCUACAGCCGCCACAAGACCCAAAGCAGACUAGCCAACAACACCACCUUUCACCUCACAAUCAUGACAGAUAAUGUGCUGUAUUAACUUGACCAUCUCGUCUUCUCCGAUAUGUAUAUAUAAGAAAAUAUUCAGCAUCAAUGAAAAGAGUUUGAUACAGUGUAUUUGAUUGGGAAAUAUACCAGUAUUUUAAAGGGCAAAGAGCAGAAUGUGUACGUUUCAUUGAUUAAUAAAAGAAAUAUAAUACUAGUAUGUAUACUAGAGCCAGUUCAAAUAGCUGAAUUAACCCAAAUUUAUGGUCCAUUUUCCUGGUGCACAAAGAUAGGCCUAAGGGUUAAAAAGAGUCAUUUACUGACCUUUUAUGUCAAAAUUAAUUAUGAUUGAACUCGCAAACCCAUUUGCAGUUGGGUCUAUUUAGUCAAAGCUUACUAAACUUCCCUUCGCGUAUACCUACUGCUUCCUUGAAGUCUAAAAUACUCUUUGAAACUCUACUGAUUUGUGACCACACUUUAACCAGAAAAGUAAAUGUUAGCAGUACAGUGGAACCCUGUUGGCUCAAACUCCCAGGGACCGGUGAAAUACCUCGAGCCUCAGGAAAUAGAAGCCAAGCCAGAAUGCUUUCCUUCAGUAAAAAGAAAUCAGUCCUUUACAUCCAACUCGAGCCAACAAGUAAAUCGAGCCAAGUGAGUUCGAGCCAACAGUUUUCGACAUGUAUUAUCAAUAUUUAACAGAUAUUUUCAAAAUUCAACAUUUCAUUACAUCUAAAGGGCUAUGAUGUAGGUAUAGACAUCUAUACAGUGGUUGAAAUUAGCACAAGCCCUCAAGCCCUGCACUGGUAGAAUACUUUCCAGGUAUGCUCAAAUUCUAAAUUAUAUAGAGCAGGGUUUUAGGCCAAGCAUUGUUGUAAGAAUUCAGGCUUGUUUAUUAAAGUCUAAUUUCGAAGACUGCCUAUACAGGCCAUUUUCAUGACUACAUGUUUAUAUAGCCAAAAUCAGCAUACGUUAUAUACAUGAUAAUCACACCUAUUAUAUUAUAUUUUUGGUCAGUCUUCAGUUUUAAAGAAAGAAAACUGUCUCAAGGUAGACAUGUUCCAUCAUAAACCAGGUAUUUUUGUUGUAAAUGUACCCUGCAGUCUUGCCCUAAGAUUCCAGAUUGAAUUAGCACAAGCCCGCAAGGCCUGCACUGGUAAAAUGCUUUACGGGCCUGCUCAUAUUCUUGAUUUUAUAAAGCAGGGCUUUUUAAAAAAUGGUUUGCAAUUAAAGCAUUAAUAGUUCUGAAUUAUGGCUUAUUCAUUUAAGAGUCAAAUUGACUGUAAAAUUCAGAAUUUUGUGUUGAUCGUUUUUCGUAAUAGGCUCAAGUAUGGGGAUAAACUUCUCCAUGUAAAUAUCAACAAAAACAUAAAAAUCAUUAAACUACCUUAAAACUGAUUCAUUAUGUUAAGGCCAAAUAAAAAUAAUGUUGUGGUUACAGUAACUGAAUAACCUUUAUUGGUAAAAGAAAUGAGAAUAUUAUUUAUUAUUUUUAUUGGCAAUAUAAAGCAUGUGGCAGUAUUGUUUGUACAAAACAAUGCAGUUUACUUGAAUUGUGUUAGUGUCUUGGCCAUAUCAAUGCCAUUAUGUGUAUGUAUGUAAACAAAUCAACAUUAUACAUACUUUGUACACAAUAAAUAGUUUUCCAAAAUCGAAGUUUUCCCUUUCGACCCAUCCUUUUUUUGUCAACAUGUAAUAUUAACCACAACAACACUUUUAUUUGGCCAUAUUGAUUACUUGAUACAGCUUAAAUAAUACCAGAAUAGAAUCUGGAUUGACAAGGUGUCACAUACCCAGUAUAUCUGAUAAUUAAAAUGACAAAACAGUGAUGUUUCUGUAUAUUAUAUAUCUGAUAAUUAAAAUGACAAUACAGUGAUGUUUCAGUAAAUUGUCUCAAAAUAUACAGAGGCAUUUUGUCAUGUGGUGCAAUUGUGUAUUUAUUUAUUUCAUGAUUUAUGCAUGUAUUUCGAUGUAAACUUUAUACAUACAAGCAUUUUUGUAAUAAAAGUCAUGUACAGUACUACCCAGUAUGAUAAAAUUGACUACUAAGCAAGACAUUGGCAGAAAGUAUUGUCUGUGUUUAAAAAAUUGUCAUUUCUUUAUAUAUGUUCAUUUUUUUUGGAAAAAUAUGUAUUUUUAUAGACCAAUAUCUAUUUCAUUGUAGCUAUUGCAAAUGUCCAGGUAUAUUUAGUUCCAAUUUUGCUCGUUGGAUUCAUUUUUUUUUGUUGUCCUCAAAGAAGGUGUCCUAGGGGCUUGCCCUGUUUCAUUAAACACUCUUCACUAUUGUCAUAUAUCAAAGUUUUAGAAUUUGGCUUAGAAAACUGAAUCCUUAAUUUUUUCUAAAUAUUUAAAUUGUAACAAAUUUUGACAUGCGAGGUGUGCCAGACUGUAGAACAGGUUAUUUGUUACAUAUACAGAAAAUGUUACCAUCUUUACUCCAAUAAAAUCUUUUUUAGAACGACGUUACAGUAGUCGAAAUUAACACUAGCCCGUAAGCCCGGCACUGGUAAAAUGUAAACUGGGUAUUGCUAAAAUUCUGAAUUUUAUAUAGCAGGGCUUAUUAAAAGAAAUUUGCCAAGUAUUAGUAUAAGAAUUCAGGCUAGUAUAAGAAUUCAGGCUUAUAUAAGAAUUCAGGCUAGUUCAUCCAAUAUUCUUAUUUUGAUGACUGACAUUAAAAUUUUGCUAUUCUGAGUCAGAGUCUCCAACUUCGAUUCAAGAUGUAACUGGAAAAGAGUUCUCUUAAAUCUUCAUAACCAUCAUAUAUGGAAACGCAUUGAAAAAAACUUAGAUUGUCUUAGAUCUUGUUUUAAACGGGUACAGGGUUCUCUUAUUUUGAGUUUAAAGAUUAUUGUUGUUUUCCUGGAUCAUUCAGUAUCAAUCAAGUGUUUCUUAUUCAUAAAUGAUAUAGUUAAAGAAUUUGAUGCCAUCUAAUCUACGCACGUGUCGUACGAUUCCUUUUUUUCCAAUUUAUUUUUCUUAGAAAUUAUAUCUGUUUCAAAACUAAGAACUUUAUUGCAAGGUUUAGGCAACGUUUAUUUGAUUUUGCAAGUAAAACUUGACACUCUCUAAACAUUUAAAAUGAUUUCUUGAUGGUACGAUAUUUUUUUGUAUGCUUGUUUCUAAUAUGACCACUUUAUAUUUAUGUGUUGCAAUUUCCGUGAAUGCAGUGAUGAAAAUUCUAUAGUUCUUUAAAAGAAAAAAUUCUUAUGCCUUAAAUAAUAUCUGACAGAUAUAUAUAUAUAUAUAUAUAUAUAUAUAUAUUGUUUUGAUAGUCUAAGAUAAAUUAUAUAUUUAGUAUUUUAUAAAAGUGAAAACGCACUUGAAUUAAUAAUACCUUGGGCUUGCAACAGAGUAUAACAGUAUGCAAAAUGGAUAUAUCGAAAUAUAAUUAAACUAGGAAGCAGGUUAAAUUGUUUAAACUAUGCUUAUGAUAUGACUUAACAAAAAUUAAGCGGUUUAUUUCCAUACUAAAUAUUGGGUUGACUGAGACCCUGGCAAUGAAUUAUUGUGAUUCUGUCCAGCUUUCACAUUGGUGGUGACAUCAGCCUGACACUGAUUAAAUUUUAUCAAAGUCUUUGUAAAUGGAACUAAUUAGUAUAUAAAUAUAAUUUAAAAAGAUGUGUUUAACAAUAUAGGUUUUGUAAUCUAUGAUAGCAUUUAUUACCUGUCUGGUCAAAAACCUUGAUACUUCUUUUCUGGUUACAGGUUUAUCAAAUAUAUUUAUCAAGGGGAAUAGUUAAAAUUCAUGACAUAUAUUUUCUAGUCAGUAGAAAAAUAUAGUGUUUAAAGUUAAAAUGCUCGAUUCUCUUUAAAUGUUAUACCAAAGGUAUUGAUUGUUUAUGUUUAAAGGUAGAAUAAUUGUCUAUGGACACUUUGAAGUUUAUCUUGUAAUUUAAUUGCAAAAAUACAGAGUUUAGAUCAUAAUUUUGUCACCUUUGUUAAAAACAUGUAUGUAUGAAUUUUUUGAUGUGAUUUAACUUUGAGAUUUAUUUUUAAUGUUAUAUAAUUGUUUACUUGUACUGUACUAACUUUACGGUUAUAAAAAAAAUGACUUUCUAAUUACAUGUUUACUGUAAUUGUUGAUUUCAACAGAUAAGGCUAUGUAAUAACACGAUAUGUAUAAUUAUAUGUAUGUGGCGCAAUAGUGCCAAAUAAUGUGAACCCUAACAAGCAAAAGGUCUUAUGGUACAUGUAUAUAUGUCUGAAGCGGUAAAAAAUAACAUCAAAAGAUUUAUGUAACUGCAAUUAUUACAUGAUCUAUAAAUAAACCAUCCAGGAUUGUAUGAAAACAAUUUUCAUACACAAAUAAACACAAUAUUAUUCUGUGUUUUUAGACCGUAAACAGUUUAUACAUGUAUUACAAUAACGCUGGAAAAAUCACUUAGCCAUAUUGACCGGGCUGUUUCAAGACUGGAAUCAUUUGAGCAUAUGACAUCAUAAUUAGGUCAAUAAGGAUUUUUGGUCAAUGUAUCAGCAGACACCAUUUGUAAAAAAAAGGUUAUAUUACGGUAUAGAUAAUUUGAAACAAUUAAGGUUUCAAUUUCCUCAGCUCAAGUCUUGAGUUUACAUUAAACAUUUGUGAAUAUGGACUCAUUUCUUUAUAAAAGCCAUGUUUUAAAAGUAAUAGGUACUUAAACUAAAACAAGAAAAGUACUUUAAAAUUUAUGCCUGUAAUUAUGCCUGUUUAUAUAAAACUGACAAUUCCCAAACCUUUUUUGCUUGUCUUGGUUCAAAUGCAAUUAAAUAUGACAUGUUUAUGUAUUCAGAAUGAAUUUAUGAAAAUGAUUUUAAUGACGUAAGAAGGAAGUAGAGAAUACCUGGGAUGAAUAACAAUCCCAGACAAUACAUUGUGUUUAAAGAGACUAGACACCAGAUGAUACUAUCGCAAGAAAAAAAGAAAAUUGUCAAAACUGACAUAAAAUUACUGACUGAUGUAUCACAUCACUUAGGACAUGUGUAAUUGAAGUUUUGGAAUAUUUUUCCAAUGCGAAAUUCAUUGGGGUUGUCUACCACAUGUUUAGCACACUUCAUUUAAAAAUAGCAUCGGUAUAUGUAUCUGUAAAAUCACAGGACCUUCACAUGCUAACUAUACACACUAUAAACUGGGAAACCAGUUUGCACUAUUUUUAAAUAAGUAAACUCAGCUGAGACAGCGAUCAAAUAUUAUUUUAGUCAUGUAAAAUUAUGUAUUCUGUAUUUGCCAAUUUUGGGACCAUCUGGUGUCUAGUCCCUUUAAAAAAAUGUUCUUUACUGCAAGCAAUGUUCGAUUUCUUUCGAAUUACAAUCAGAUUUCUUUUGAAUUAUUGUUUGAUCUCUGGAAUGAUUGUCUGAUUCUUUUCAAAUAAGUUUGAUGCCUUUCAAACUACAUUUCGAAUUCUUUCAAAUUGUUGUCCGAUUUCUGUCGAAUAACGGUCUGUCUAUAUUACUUGAUGGCUGCAAUCGGCAUGCUUUUUUGUUAACCAGUAUUUCUGUUUCUCCUUCCACUUGUGUAAUUGUUUGGUAGACUUGUUAUUGUAGUACUACCCAUGUUGCGUUUGUACAUACUUAUAACCAAAUAAAAAUCAGAUUUCAA
Mya arenaria is the source of this 7355-nucleotide messenger RNA. RefSeq names its product atlastin-2-like. Lineage: Eukaryota; Metazoa; Mollusca; Bivalvia; Myida; Myidae. The transcript has 14 exons. The record is from RefSeq and is a predicted model, not a curated record. Bases 187 to 1788 code for a protein of 533 amino acids. Gene Ontology annotation, biological process: endoplasmic reticulum organization; protein homooligomerization. Gene Ontology annotation, molecular function: GTP binding; GTPase activity.